Chaetomium globosum CBS 148.51 is the source of this 1500-nucleotide messenger RNA. RefSeq lists its product as uncharacterized. The record is from RefSeq and is a predicted model, not a curated record. The transcript has a single exon. Lineage: Eukaryota; Fungi; Ascomycota; Sordariomycetes; Sordariales; Chaetomiaceae. Gene Ontology annotation, molecular function: zinc ion binding; DNA-binding transcription factor activity, RNA polymerase II-specific. Gene Ontology annotation, biological process: regulation of DNA-templated transcription. The coding region runs from base 1 to 1500 and encodes 499 amino acids.
AUGACCAUAACGGACCAGCCAAACAGCGCCAACUGGCAAGAUCCAAGUCCUGGCGCAUUCGACUUUGAGCGAUUGCUCGAUUUUGGCGUCAAGGACAUCGAAUCCAGGCGCAACAAACCCUCAAGGCCGCUGGCAUGCCAGCGCUGCCACGGUCAAAAGCUGCGGUGUGUGCGACGCACCAGCGAUGCACCCAUCUGCGACCGAUGCUCGUCUGCCAAUGUUGAGUGCGUUAGCCGCCAACCGCAGCGCAUGGGCAGACCAGCCGAAACCACCACCAAUGGUCUCAAUAGCGCACACGAUGCGGGUCGUCCCGGUUGGAGAUUGAAGGCUCACGCCGAGUCCCAUUCACGGCCCGCCGGGACUCCCUUGCUAACUGCAACUGGUGGUACGAAGCGGCGUAGGAAAAGCCCAGGCGAUCCAUCCGCCAGCUCAUCGCCAACCGACAUGGUCAUCACCUACGACAGCGCGGCAAGACAGUUCGAGUUGGACGGAUGGAUGUGGCCGUCCGGCCCUUCUCUUUCCGACGCCGCGCCUCCAGCUCUCACCGCCGCCAGCAACACGGCACAUUCCAGCAGCGGUGUCUCUUCCUCGGCCCUAGUGCAGCCGAGCACCGGUUUUACUUCGUAUGUAAGCCCGCUUGGAAGCUUCGGUAGUCCAAAUGCGCUCCUCCAGAGCCUUGACGACCUAUCAAAUCUGUUCCCCGCGAACAUCGAGCCUCCGUGUUUCGAGCCGCAGCGCACUCCGGAGACCAGCGACGGGGUUAGCGAUGACCAGCUCUCGCCCAGUGACGCGGUUGAGCAUUUAUCAAGACUCCAUCUCGAGCUCUAUCAUUGCCUCGUCGCCGUCAAGGCCGUCGAGAAGAUGAAAAGAGAUCGGCUACGCUACCAACCGCCCACAAAGCCCGGCGGCGACAUCGACACGAGCUGGUCUGAGAAUUUGUUUCGCACCACGGAACGCUUCAUCGAAGCUCUCGAAGACUACGUCGGUCCCCAAGCCUCGGAUCCCUGUUUCCGCCCAUCGUCGGGCCCAGCUCCUACGACUAUGGACGACGACCAGAACCGCUGGGAGGACACCGACCCCAGCAACCCCGGGCCCCAGGUCGACACCGCCACCGGUCUCAUGAUUGUGAGCUGCUAUACGCGGCUUGUGCAAAUCUUUGACGUCGUGGUCUUCGUGGUUGAGACUUUUCAGGACAUGGAUUGCCCAGGCAGCUACGUGCAAGUCCGAUUCGGCGACUUCACCCCUACCGUCAACAAAAGGUUCCAGGCCCGGGCGUUGGGGCAGUAUGUGCUGCAUCUUCUUGAGGGCAUAUCCGAUGGUGUGGACAGGGCCGUGGCCUCCCGACAACCAUAUGCACGUGCAGUGGCCGAGGUCCGAAGAAACGAGGGCAGGCUCAAGGAGCGCAUAUUGACCACGUUCCAUGGGGGGCGAAAGCCUUACCUGGGCGCCUCCCGGGGCCCGACAUAUCCUUUCGUUCCCAAGAAGGGGCGCCGGGGCUGA